Molecule: messenger RNA, 3018 nt
Organism: Mauremys reevesii (Reeves's turtle)
Lineage: Eukaryota; Metazoa; Chordata; Testudines; Geoemydidae
Gene: PPM1L
Product: protein phosphatase, Mg2+/Mn2+ dependent 1L
Exons: 4
Coding region: 809-1891 (360 amino acids)
Biological process (GO): negative regulation of canonical NF-kappaB signal transduction; protein dephosphorylation; positive regulation of canonical NF-kappaB signal transduction
Cellular component (GO): cytosol; nucleus
Molecular function (GO): cation binding; protein serine/threonine phosphatase activity
Source: RefSeq, a predicted model, not a curated record
GAGGCAGGUUGGUACCUGCGCGCGGCCCUGCCGGUGCCGUCGCUGCUGCAGCCGGACCGCUGGCGCCGGGGCCGGGCAGGGGUGAGGCGGGAGAACGGGGUGUGUGCCCCAGCCGCCCAGGCCUGAGGCAGCCGCUGCCCGCGUGAGCGGGACCCGGCCCCCGGCUUGGCCGUAGUAACGCAGCCGGAGCCCCGCUGCUGUCGGGUUUGCAUUGUGCGCGGUCCUAGCCCCCGGGCAGGGUGGCCCGCACUGACGCUGGAGCGGGGUAGGUUGCCCUUGGGGUUCGCGUUAGUAGAACAAAACACCAGUCGGGUUGCUGCCCCGCAGCCCUCCCUGUGUGAGGCCCCCGCAGCAGCGCCGCCGGAGGAACCCGACCUUGCCUCUCAACAGCAGAGCAUGGUGUCAUCGGGCCGCGGACAUCCCGCUGUAGCAUCAGAAUAACCCUGCCCUUCGUUGGUUGCACUAACAGAGCGUGCACUGGUCUUUGCUGUCUCACACCAGAUCUAUCCCUAUGGGAGCUGGCUGAAGCAGCAGCAAGAGGAGGGGGCGGCUAACCAACCCUGCCCUGGUUGGGUUAUUUUGUAGCACCAACAUGCGCUGAUCUCUACCUUGCAUCAAACCCAUCCCAGCCGUGUGAGUGAGUGAGCCCCACUUGAAGCAGCAGCAGGAGCAAGAGGCUGCCGCUAGCCCUGCCCUCACUGGGCUUGCAUUAGCACAGCAUGCAUUGAUUUGCUGCCUUGUCUUAGACCCAUCCCAGCCAUCGGGGUGCGUGGUGCAUGGUGUGGGAGAUACACUGUCUCUAUAAUAAAUGAUAGAGGAUACAAUGACUUUGCUGUCUCUGCUGGGCCGGAUCAUGCGUUACUUCUUGCUAAGACCGGAGACCCUGUUCCUGUUGUGCAUCAGCCUGGCCCUUUGGAGUUACUUCUUCCACACAGAUGAGGUGAAAACCAUCGUCAAGUCCAGCAGGGAUGCUGUGAAGAUGGUGAAGGGCAAAGUGGCCGAGAUCAUGCAGAAUGACAGGUUCGGCGGGCUGGAUGUGCUGGAUGCGGAGUUCUCCAAGACCUGGGAGUUCAAGAGCCACAAUGUGGCUGUCUACUCCAUCCAAGGGCGAAGGGACCACAUGGAGGACAGGUUCGAAGUGAUCACGGACCUAAUCAACAGGACCCAUCCCUCUAUCUUCGGAAUAUUUGAUGGGCAUGGAGGAGAGUCAGCAGCAGAAUAUGUGAAGUCCCGCCUGCCUGAAGUCCUGAAACAACAUCUUCAAGACUAUGAGAAAGACAAAGAGAACAGUGUGUUGUCUUACCAAACCAUCCUGGAACAGCAAAUUCUAUCAAUUGACCGAGAAAUGCUGGAAAAAUUGACUGUAUCCUAUGAUGAAGCAGGUACUACCUGUUUGAUUGCAUUGCUGUCAGAUAAAGAACUUACAGUGGCCAAUGUUGGUGAUUCACGGGGAGUCCUGUGUGAUAAGGAUGGAAAUGCUAUCCCUUUGUCACAUGAUCACAAACCCUAUCAACUGAAGGAGAGAAAGAGGAUUAAAAGAGCUGGUGGCUUCAUAAGCUUUAAUGGCUCCUGGCGUGUACAGGGGAUUCUGGCCAUGUCCCGCUCGCUAGGGGAUUAUCCACUGAAAAAUCUGAAUGUUGUUAUCCCUGACCCAGAUAUUCUGACCUUUGAUCUGGACAAACUACAGCCGGAGUUCAUGAUCUUAGCAUCUGAUGGCCUGUGGGAUGCUUUCAGCAAUGAAGAGGCUGUUCGAUUCAUCAAGGAACGCCUGGAUGAACCACAUUUUGGUGCAAAGAGUAUAGUUCUGCAGUCAUUUUAUAGAGGAUGUCCUGAUAACAUAACAGUUAUGGUGGUGAAGUUCAGGAAUAGCAGCAAAACAGAAGAACAGUGAAUUUAUAACAGCUCUCUCCCUCUUCUCUGAUGAACUUAAAACAAACUCUUUCAUUUUAAUGUAGUAGAAAGUUCUAGUAAUUAUCAUUAGGAUUGUAUGUAAAAGGAAUGGGAAAGAUCUGAUCUGUUCUUUGCUGAACAAAAAGAACAACACGGCAAGUAUGUUUUGCAUAGUUAUAAUAAUUAAGUUUCCCACAUUGUCCUGUCUCACAUGACCUGCCCCUCCUUUGAAAUGGAAGGGUCGAGUCAUAUUAUAGUUAAUUCUAGGGUUUAAAAUUCCUGCCUAAGGUUUUUUCAAAUACUGAUGAUUUCUUAACUUUCCCUUCUAAUAGCUGAAGCUGCAUUCAGAUUGGCACUGAAGGGGUAAAGCAGUCAUAAGCGAGCGAUAGGAAUGACACUGCUUUUCACUCACAUAUGUAACUAACCUCACAACUGCACUCUUCAAUGCUUCGCAUCCUUGUUUAUCUAAUCUGCAGUGAUGGAUUGAAAAAGAUUUGUAAUUAUUGGUCUGUGUUUUACAUGAAGGAAAAAGAGAAGUUAAACACUAGCCUCUGCCAGUCCACAACUGGCCAUGCUCUUCAUUUUUUAAAAUUAAAUAGGCCCUUUCUACUACAUAAUUAGGUAAAUAAUUGAGUUCCCUGCAUCCAUAUGACUAUCCAUUCCGUGUAUGAUUUUCAUUACACUUCCCCUAUGCCAUACUGUAUUCAAUUCAACUGAUAAACUCCCUCAGCAAAUUCUGAGGUUUGAUGCCUUCAGUCACCAAGGAACUAGUUCUCUCAUUGUUGAAGAAUGCCCGGCAUUGAUUCAUUCACACUUUCUUCUGCUUUUUAGCAAAGAAUUUUCAGAGACAAGUGGAGAAAAAAAUACAAGAUGCUUUCAAGCAAGGCAGAACUUUUUAUGAUGUUCUAAGGCGUUUCAGUAACACUGAAACUUAAUUCAAAAUAUUUGUCAAGAAAGAAAAACCUAAAACAUUUACAAGGCUUAGUGUUCAACUCUGUACACCACCAUUGCCAUGUAAGUUAUUGGGAAUAUGCUUUAGUGGUGAAACGUUCUCAUAACUCUAACCCAGGGGCGGCUCUAGACACCAGCGCGCCAAGCAGGCGCUUGGGGCGGCCGUUUCCCGGGGGG